This is a messenger RNA of Anopheles funestus (African malaria mosquito), 1751 nucleotides long. RefSeq lists its product as uncharacterized. The transcript has 6 exons. The record is from RefSeq and is a predicted model, not a curated record. Lineage: Eukaryota; Metazoa; Arthropoda; Insecta; Diptera; Culicidae. Bases 1 to 1449 code for a protein of 482 amino acids.
AUGUCAUUCGUUGGUAGUAUCCUGGCAGUGGUUUUGCUGUUACUGUUUCAGCCAAGCGAUGCAGCAGCACAUCCAUCAACCGACGUCGGUACGGUGCGCUACAAUCAACCGUCGGGCAAUUCGCAACCGUUGCGUACGCUCGGUACACUGGGCAUCCUUUUCGGUGCGAUCGAAGCGGAAGCCGCUAUUGAGCGUCGGCUCGAACGUUUGCUGCACGAGCUGGGUGAAUCACCAUCCAGCCAACAGCAGCAACGGGUACGGCGCGCCGUCACCGGAACGUUGCAGCGUGCCGAGAUCGCAAUGGAGAUUCUUGGUACUGGGCUGGAUUUGGCCGCUUCCCGCCGACCGGACGCUUCAACGGGAGAUUUCAGACGGGUGCUGAUCGCCCGCACACAGGAAAUGCUGUCCGGCAAACGUUCCACGGCACGGAUCGGCAUGAAAGCCCCAAGUAACGAUUCAUCCGAAGCGUCAGCAGACGUGAAGCGACAGGUCGAUCAGCAGGUGAAUGUAAUGCGCCGUCAGCUUGCAUCCCAUCUGAUGCGUGCCGUACGCAAUCUGAACGGUUCCGACGGAUUGCAAGCGACGAACCUGGCCACCUCGCUCGGCAGUGAGCUAAUACAGCGAUUGCUGCUACAAACCCUUCCAAAACCAGUCCGCUUUGAGGAGCUUAUUGAAGGUGGGUUAAAGCUACAUCUGGAGCGAAUCUUACGCAGCCGGCGACAGGAUGAAACGGUGCCGGAAACGAACGAAAUAGCUGUCUCGGUGGAUACCUCGCCCGAUGGUUCCGACUCGAAGGAGUCAGAAUCGUCCGAGGAGGAGGAAGGCCCGGGGGGUUUGGUGGGACUAAUUGCGAGCCUGAGCGGUGGCGAUGAAGGAUCCGAUGUUGGUGCACUGAUCGGUUCCCUGUCUGCGGUCGUAACGAACCUUUUCGGGCCGGGAGGUUUGGAUGUACCGGGGUUGCUUGGAACGGGCACCUCCCUGAUUGCUGGAUUGCUCGGUGGCGAUGACAAUUUCGGCAAAGUGCUGGGCAGUUACGUCGGUAUCGCGAUCGAGGGCCUUUCCGGUGGUGGUGCGGACAUGAACGGUGCAUUCUUUGGAAACUUCCUCGGUGCACUUAUCGCUGCACUCAGCUCGGAUCCGGAGGAUGACAAUCUGCCCCUGAAACCGAAGCUGUUCGUGGAGAACUUUUUCACCGGGCUGGAGGAAGCGAAGCGUAAGGCCGAUCCGAACAGUGAUGCGGAGCAGUGUUGCCAGCAUAAGGGCGGUUCGGAUCUGUUUGCGUUCAUCGGUAAUAUUGUGUCGUCGGUUGUCGGUGGCAUUACCAGUCUGGUGCUGAACGCAUCCCUCGGUUCGUCCGGCGGUUCAUCGCAGGGGUCAGCCGAUGCGUUCGGUGCAUCGUCUGCCGGGAGCAGUGGAUCAUCGGGCGAUCAUCCUCAUCCGGCUAUGUAAGAUCCAUUACGGUCGUCACGUCACGUGGUCUGUAGAUGCAGGAAAGUGAAAGUCAAGGGUAUGAGUCGGUUUUGCUGGAAUGGAAAGGCUUAUAAGAGUUUGCUCGCUGCAGGAUGAUUGCAAACUCAUGACACUAUUCGCUUAGAAGUGAUUGGAAGUGGCGUUAAGAGGACGUAGGUUUUAUGUAUAUAACAAAGCGCACUUUAGUACAAUGUUUUUGAGUGUAGGAAUGCAAGUAGUAACGAUUGUUUUGACACAUAUUAAAGUUCAUUUUUAACGAGAAGUAUUUCCCUUAAAGUAUU